UGAUAGCAUACAACAUCAACCUACUGAUACUUCAACUUUAGACGCGUCAACUGAAAGCAGUUCACAUCAGGAUCAUACAAAUGAUCAUGCGAAUGCACAUGAAUAUUCCGAAUAUACGGUUGAAAAAAACCAAGAAUAUCUCGAGUCCAUCAGAAGAGAAACCGCCGAAAAAACACCGCUCGUAUGUUCGCCUGAAAGUAUUGAGAAUUUAUUAAAAGAAUAUCUGCAUGGUAGUGAAGUAUAUCAACAGAAGAUCAUGAAAUUGGCUGAGAAACAUCAUACAAUAAGACGUUGCAGAGCCUUUGGUUUUGCGUGGUUCGAACGACUUUUAAAUUCUAAAGACCCAACAAUUCAUCAAACCGCACUCGAAACGUUGACUUAUACGAAAGUUCAACUUCUUCCGCUUUGGUAUGAAGAAUUGAUUUAUGAAGACAUGUAUGAAGAAGUCGAAGGACAUUUAAAAGCUAUUGUAGAAGGAAAAUAUGAUAAUGACAAGUUGUUAUCCAUCUUUCAAGAUGAAAGUAUCUCUAAUCAAAUAGUCAUGUAUCUUCGAUUUGUCACAACCGCCUACUUGAAAAAACAUUUUAAUGAAUACGAACCAUUUCUGGAUUGUGAUUUGGAAAUGGAUAAGUAUUGUAGUAAAUAUGUGGAAGGCAUGGAUAAAGAGGCCGACCAUAUUCAUGUCCUUGUAUUGACACGAGCUUUAAAAAUUCCUGUUGAAAUUGCAUAUAUGAGCAGCUCCGACGCGCUUGAUCAAGUCAAUUUUCAUGAAUUUUAUCCAGAAGAAGCUUCAAAAGCUUUUACCUUAUCACUCCCCUCUUCUGUUCCCAAUUCUAUCAGCCAACGACGGUUGUUGGUUUCUAAAAAGAAAGUUGGUGGGAAAAGUGAUAAAAAGGAUAAAGUAGCGUUUAAAAAAGAGGACGAUGUAGAAGAUAAAGAGGAGGCAAACAGUAGAGUCUUUGAUAUGACUAGUAUCACAACUAAAAUGACUUCUAUUAUCGGAAGGCUAAAAAAAGAAUAUGGUGCAAUGAGGAUCGGACAAGCAAAUCCAGCCAUUCUUGAUUCCGUGUUAGUACCUCAUAAAAAUGGCAGCACGCCUUUAAGGGAGCUUACGCAAAUUACAGUCAAAGAUCCACAAACCUUAUUAGUGCACGUAUACGAUGAAGAA
Messenger RNA from Racocetra persica, 1168 nucleotides. Lineage: Eukaryota; Fungi; Glomeromycota; Glomeromycetes; Diversisporales; Gigasporaceae. The record is from the annotation of a GenBank genome assembly.